This is a messenger RNA of Menidia menidia (Atlantic silverside), 2399 nucleotides long. NCBI's taxonomy places the organism in Eukaryota, Metazoa, Chordata, Actinopteri, Atheriniformes, Atherinopsidae. The record is from the annotation of a GenBank genome assembly.
AUGCUGGUUGUGACGUCACGCGCAGUGUACGAGCUGAUGCGAACCCACGCGCUCCAGUCCCAGUUUAACCCAUGUGUGUCACGUGAUCGAGUCCCAAAGCACGUGACCAUAACAAACAUCAUGGCUACGGCGGUUCAGUGCUCAGCGGGGCUGAUGGCUAGAGCAGGACUGAAAGGUUUCCUGCAAAGAGUUUGUUGUCUGGGAAGCUGUGGUACCCCCACAGCCUGCUUAUGUCAACAAUAUCGCCGCUUCUUCUGGAGAAAGUGGAAAAAUUCUCAUAAUGUAGUUCGUCCAGCUACAGUUCGACCUUCCUACGCUAUUCCUAAGCACAUUGUCCGACCUGAUUAUGUUGGUACUGGGCUGGUCCCAGAAUGGCCUGACUACAUAGAGAUAAAAAACCAAGAGCAAAUCGAAGGCCUCACCAGGGCGUGCCAGCUAGCCAGACAUGUGCUGCUACUAGCUGGAUGCAGCGUGAAAGCUGGCAUGACCACGGACGAGAUAGACUUUAUUGUGCACCAGGAGACGAUAAAGCACAAUGCUUACCCUUCCCCUCUCAGAUAUGGGGGAUUCCCCAAGUCGGUGUGUACAUCUGUGAACAAUGUGGUCUGUCAUGGCAUACCCGACAGCCGGAAACUUGAGGAUGGGGACAUCAUCAACAUUGAUGUCACAGUGUAUUUGGAAGGUUACCAUGGGGACACUUCAGAAACCUUCUUGAUUGGGCAGGUGGAUGAGAUUGGGCAGCGAUUGGUAGAGACUGCCAGGCGUUGCAGGGAUGAGGCCAUUGCUGUGUGCAAGCCAGGCACACAGCUCUGUGUUAUAGGGAACACAAUAAGCGAAAUAGCCCAAGCCAGUGGCUUUGAAGUGUGCCCCUAUUUUAUUGGGCAUGGAAUUGGCUCUUACUUUCAUGGGCAUCCUGAAAUUUGGCACCACGAGCCCAUACUGAUGGAGGGGUCUGCAGAGUUUAGAAUCCUUAAGGACAAGUGGACUGCUGUGUCGGUGGAUGAUAAAAGGUCGGCUCAGUUUGAACACACGGUGCUCAUCACAGCUGACGGAGUGGAGAUUUUAACCAAACUACCUGAAGAGAAUGGUCUGGGACAUGACAGUUAAUCAAAUGAGGAUUCAAACUAGUUUGGUGAAAUAAAACAAUACAAAGCAAAACUGGACUAAUGGUUUUACAAGGGGAUCCUCCACAACUAUGCUUGUCUUUCAAAGUAAACUUUGUUUUCCUGAUAACCCUUGUCUUUGGCAAUGACUACACAUUUUGUAUUGUUGUACAAUCCCAAAAUUGAUUGUAAUAUUUUUUUCUUAUUUUUUCAGUAAUGAAUUCUUUUUUAAAAUACUUUAUUUUACAAGGUAAAAAUUAUUUGAACAGUAACCAUCUACAUGCCAAUAAUCUCUGAUACAGAGCACUGAAAUGACCAUUUACUCAUCAGCAGCCCAAAAUAAAAAAUAAAUAGCCGAUAAAAUCCCAGAAACAUAUUGAAGCAUUUUUGGUACGGCAUUGGAUAAGGAAAACAAACAAAUAUUUUUUAGAAAGAAUACAGGUUAAAUCAGUGAGACAUUGUGUUAUGGUGUCCAGUAGAUGUCACAAUACUACACAAUACCUACAUCACGUCUAACAUCAUUUUCCAGAGGGAAGGACAUUCAUUCUGAAUUUAUUAAUUUCCCACUAAAAUUACAGAUAACUCAUUUGUAAUCACAGUAUAGAAGUCCAUCAUACUGAUUAAGAAGGUGUCACAAUGACAGUAAUUGAGACAACAUCAUUCAACCACGUAUAAAGUAAUAUUGUUAUUAAGCCUGUAUGAUACUUGAAUUCAUUUGCUAGAUAUCAUUGUUUUUUAAGGUGGUACAUGGCGCUUCAGAUGUAAAUUUCAGGCACAGCAACAUCAUAAGCACUGUACUGCUUCACCACAAUCUUUGAGAUGAUGUCUGUAGAUGAUGUCGUAAAGAGCAGAACAGGAGAAUAUUGCUGCUCAUACGACAUUCUUGCUACAGGUAAGAUAGAAAUAAAUUUGGUAAAAGGAACUUGAAGUAAAUAUGUGUUAUUUGAAUAAAUCUUCCCAGUAUUUGUUUAUAAUACGCAAAUACAUUUAAUUUGAUUGUUUAUUAAUUAAUUAAACUCCAGCAAUGUAACUUGGGAGGCUUGGUGAGUUCAAUGUGCAUCAUGUGAUUAAAAAAAGAGACUUAUUGGAUUUGAGCCCACAGCAGGCUCUGUGUUUUCUCUUUCCUCCAACUUGCUCUUUGAGUAGUCAUGCCAAAAACUCGUUUGUGGGCGAAGCACCACGGAUAUGGCAAAUAAAGGUGGGUCAGCUAAUUUGGAGUCUGGAGUCUGGUCACAUCCAGCCAGGAAAUGGUUCAUGUAUUCAAUUCAAUUAACUGCUCAACAUUAAAAAACAAGA